Molecule: messenger RNA, 1947 nt
Organism: Nezara viridula (southern green stink bug)
Lineage: Eukaryota; Metazoa; Arthropoda; Insecta; Hemiptera; Pentatomidae
Source: the annotation of a GenBank genome assembly
AUGUACACGUUAAAGAAAGCUAGUCUUCGAAUUGAUGAAUCGUAUUUAAAAUGUAAAAAUGGAUGUGACUAUUAUGGUAAUGAAGAAUGGGGUGGAUAUUGUUCAAAAUGUCACUGGGAAAGGAAAAAGGAAGCCCGGUUAGAAGUUGUAGAAAGGGGAGCAUUGAAAGAAAAGCAGCAACAAUCUCCCUUAGGUUUUGCUAAGUUUGAAGAAAAGAAACGUUAUCAGUCAGAUAAGAAAGCAAAACUGUUGAAAGUUUUUGCCAAGUCUCCAAAUUCUAAAGAUAGAGGUAAACCAGAAUCACUUUUUGGACCAGAGACGGGAGAGGCAGAAGCUGUUCAUGCUGAAUAUCAAGAGCUUUUUUCGAAAGUUGGUGCCAAAGUAGAAACUGACAUUCAUAAAUGUAUUCGGAGUUUUUACAAAAAACUGUUAAGUGAUGCUGAAAAUCCUUUAACAUCUAUCGAUGAGUUGUCGGAACGAGCUCAAAACUUUUAUCAGAUUCUCACUGCCCGGCUUGAUGAAGAAAAUUGUUAUAGAGGUUUGAGCAGUGAAGAAAAAGAACAACUGAUUGACUAUGCUGAAAAAUACGCCAUGACUUGUCUUUAUAGAAUAUUGUUUUGCCCUGCAACAACAACCGAUGAGGAUAAAGAUCUUUAUAUUCAAAAGAGGAUAAGACAAUUAAAUUGGGUUAGUGCUAAACAUUUAGAUUGUGGCAUAGAUGAGACGAGUACUGAAGUCCACGAUUUGGUUUAUAGUUCCAUUACAGAAUUACUUGGAAUGGAUUCGACAAAAGCACCUCAAGACAAACUUGGUUGUGUGAUGCGUUGCUGUAGAAAGAUUUUACAUCUAAUGCAAAAAUGUGUUGGUGGUCCCACCUCAGCUGAUGAUUUUCUUCCUGCUUUGAUAUUUGUUGUUUUGAAAGCCAAUCCUGCUCGGUUGAAAAGCAAUAUUAACUAUGUUACAAGAUUUUGCAAUGCGAGUAAGCUGAUGUCUGGUGAAGGAGGCUAUUAUUUUACGAACUUGUGUUGCGCAGUUUCAUUCAUAGAAAAUUUGACUUAUGAGUCACUUAAUAUGCCAGAAGAUGAGUUCAACCAAUACAUGUCAGGAAAAAUUAUACCGUCCGGAACUUGGGAAUCUGCUCUUAUCAUGUGUGAAGGUAUGCAUUUAAUUAAUGAAAAUCUGACAAUAUUUGGAGAUUUAAGGAAAAGACAUGCUGCUAUCAUGAUGGAAAUUGAAGCUUUAAAAGACGAAAUGAUAAAAUUUCAGGAUGAGAUGUUGGAAAGGGUUUCUGAUUUGCGAGAAAAUGUGCCUCUUGAGCUGCGCCCAAUCAGAGAACCUAUGGACAUUGAUGCUGAAGAUCCUGCUAUUGCUGAUUUACCUCCUCCGUUGUCUCCACAGAUUGUUGAAGAAAGAGUGCAACAACCCAGACCACGAUCCCCACGACAAGAUAGUCCAGAGUGGCAAAUACCUUCUUAUCCAGAUGAAGCCCUUGUAACAGUAAAUUACGACAUAGAUCUGUCAGAUCUAUCAGGCGGGGAGGCCAGUCAAGCUGAUGAUCAACCAAUGCAUCACUCUCUAGAUACAGGGUCUGUGGCUUCUUUGGACUUGUUCAGAACCUCACCACCGCCACUUCCACCUAGUAAUUUAUCUUUGCUUGAUAGUAAUCAGAUUUCACCUAGCCUCCCUUCUCCUAUUAAACCUUUGCAAUCUUCUUCUUCACCUUAUCAGGGUUUCUCAUCACAAGGUUGGCAGAUUCCGAGCAUCCCAUGUGAUACUGGCACGUCGUGCUUUGAGGAGAGAUCACAAAAGCAUCUACACGAGCAAGGGCAGCAGCAGCUACAACAUCAACCUGUUCAGCAGAAUAACGUGCCGGCCCAAGAUCAGGAGAACAGUUUAGGAGUCAAGAUUCUUGGCAACACAUUGGAAGCACUAGACAGUCUUUUGUAA